UUCUCAUUCAAGGAGUUCUUCUCCGACAGCCCUCAACCAGUUUUUACUGGUCAGUCAUUUGAGAAAGACAUGGAAGAGGCGAUAAAGCAAAUUCUGGAUUCUCCUAUGAAUACCAGUUAGUGGAUGUUGGAUGUGCCCGAUUACCAUCGAUGAAGCGAGACUGCUCCUUCUCGUUUGUUCUAUCAAGAUGAGGGAGAGGCUGAAUAUGUUGUUAGUGUUUAUAUCUAUAUGCGUUUGCCAGGAUAUCCUGCAAACAAGAUCUCCAUCUUGACAACUUACAAUGGCCAAAAACUUCGUGAUGUUAUCAACAGAAGAUGUGUUCCUUAUGACUUCAUCGGCCCACCCAGCAAGAUCUCUGUUUGAACAAUGCUAUGAACUGCAGCCUACAUUUCAACUUCUGCUUCAGGGACCCGAUCACCUUGCACUGAAUUUUGGUGAAGUUUCGACAUAUACACAGCGGCAAGUUGAAGACACUGGACAUCCUUGUUUUGUUAGCAGUGUUGAGGAGGUGGGACACAUUGUAAUGGAUAAAAUGAAUCAACUGUCUCAGGUCGAGGAACAGUCUAAAGAGGCUUGCUGACUUAAAACCUAACUUAAGCUAUGGUCACAUGCACAAAGAAACUAGCAUCUGCCAAUAGCAUGGUAAAUUUUGAAGGGAAACCUGCCUUAAGUUAGGUGAAAGCUGCUCCCUCUGAGCAUUGCAGCGGGACAAAUAAAGCAUUUGAGGUUGAUGAAGGUUAUAUAUAUCGCUGUGAGUCAACUCUCACCUAAUAAAUUGUAGUUAGUGAAGGAUCAAACUUUUGAUAACACCUUUGGCUGUCUUUUUUCAUAUCCAUCCACUAUCUUCUCCUAAGAAAAUCUUCUGCAUUUUUUUUUCUUGCCUGUUAUUAUUAAAAUGGUAUCUGGCUUGUGCUUGGGUGAUGGUGUUGUAAAUUCAAGGUGCACCAUGUAUAGCUCAAAGCAGCGAAAGGCUUGUGAUUUUGCUAAGGUAUGGUUAAGUAGCUGAAAUGGAAAACCUUGGGCUCAGUAAUAUGCCAAGUUACUUGAUAUUCAUUUUGCAAGCUGCAGAAACCCUUUUCCAGUCUGUGAUGUGGUGCAUACGGGCAUUGUUGUUUUACAAUUAAUCCACUAGCAACUUUUUUUAUGGUCUCGUAAGAAGUUCCAGCAGCUAAAGUCACGGUUUCUCACGUUUGAUGAGCUAUCAGCUUGAGCAGUACAUGGCUUAUUGAUCCGAUGGACCUGCUCCUGCAAAUGGGGCAGUUGAUGAUACACCAGUCUGAUGAACCUAAAGAGAUGGACGGGAUUGCAAACAGUGAAGAUGGGGGUUUGCCACCUGAGAAGCAAUUAAGUGAGGGAAAGGAGAGUGAGGCUUCCCCAAAUGAUGAAAACCAGAAAGAGAUAUGAAUGGGGAAUCAUGCACGGGGUAGCAGAGUAGCCUCAUUGAUACGGUGAAUUUACUCUCUCCCCAUAAUCACAGCCAUAAGCAUAACUUGCCGAUGGAGUGAUUGGCGUGAUGCCAAUCGGUAACUGUUCAGCUCAGUUGAAAGUUGAUACAGCUGGAAAAACAGGGCUUGGUUUCAAGCAUAUCAUCAUCACAUUAUACCAGGUGCUGGGAAUUGCUAAUCCCUGUCUCUCCCUUUUGAGGAUUAUUACUGUUAAUUCAAGAGUAUCAUCACAUUACCAUGUUGAUUUUGGUUGAUGAACCUUUCCUUGCAAAAAUAGAACUAUCAGAUUUUUGGCU
Molecule: messenger RNA, 1741 nt
Organism: Populus trichocarpa (black cottonwood)
Lineage: Eukaryota; Viridiplantae; Streptophyta; Magnoliopsida; Malpighiales; Salicaceae
Exons: 3
Coding region: 281-580 (99 amino acids)
Source: RefSeq, a predicted model, not a curated record